Molecule: messenger RNA, 1180 nt
Organism: Aspergillus eucalypticola CBS 122712
Lineage: Eukaryota; Fungi; Ascomycota; Eurotiomycetes; Eurotiales; Aspergillaceae
Product: 60S ribosomal protein eL13
Exons: 5
Coding region: 81-758 (225 amino acids)
Biological process (GO): translation
Cellular component (GO): cytosolic large ribosomal subunit; ribosome
Molecular function (GO): structural constituent of ribosome; RNA binding
Source: RefSeq, a predicted model, not a curated record
GACGAGGAGUUUUGAGAUACGACCAGCAACCACCCACGACGACGACGACAAUCUCCCGGCCUUGAUCCCCAUCCGUCACAAUGGCGAUCAAGCACAACAACCAGAUUCUCAACCAGCACUUCCACAAGGACUGGCAGCGUCGUGUCCGCGUGCACUUCGACCAGCCUGGCCGCAAGCACCGCCGUCGUGAGGCCCGUCUCGCUAAGGCCGCCGCUGUUGCUCCUCGUCCGGUUGACCAGCUGCGCCCCGUUGUGCGCUGCCCUACCGUCAAGUACAACCGCCGUGUCCGUGCUGGCCGUGGUUUCACCCUCGCUGAGCUGAAGGAAGCUGGUAUCCCCAAGAAGCUCGCUCGCACCGUCGGUAUCGCCGUUGACCACCGCCGUGUCAACUACUCCAAGGAGUCGCUCGUCGCCAAUGUUGCUCGCCUCCAGGACUACAAGGCUCGCCUGAUCCUCUUCCCCCGCAAGAGCGGUCAGUUCAAGAAGCUUGACUCUUCCGCUGAGGAGGUCAACGCUGCCAAGGCUGCUUUCGCCGAGGGCAAGACCGAGGGCUUCGCCACCCGUGUCGGUGGUGCCCUCCCCAUCAAGAACGCCACUCUCGCUGAGGCCGUCACCGAGGUCAAGCGUGACGACCUCCCCAAGGGUGAGGAGGCUGCUUACCGCCGGCUGCGUGAGGCCCGCAGCGAGGCUCGCUACAAGGGUAUCCGGGAGAAGCGUGCUAAGGCCAAGGCUGAUGAGGAGUCUGCCGCCAAGAAAUAGAUAUCUUGAAUCACAGCUAAUGAUGAUCGGGUCAAUUUUCAAGUCGGGGAUUAGUACCUUGUGUGGCAUGGCGUCGCUCCUCUAUUUUCCGUUUUCACCUUUGUCCUUAACAUAAAAAGCUCCGAAACCCCCUCGAAAUGCAAAUGUCCCAAAUUUUCAUGUCUCCAGAAAGCUACUAGCUCCCCACCCUAACGCGAAUGAAGUGAAGACCCCAACCUCCCUUUUUUUUUUGUCGUCUUUAUCUUUAUGUUCCUUCUGGACGAUUUUGCCCAUUCGAUCUAUCUACCGAAGGACGCGGAAACCGAGUCUCAGGCUUCGGGUUCACCUCUAAAAAUACUCACUUGGAAACGGUAGACUUGAAGCACGCAGAGGCACGGAGCAAGCUAGUGUACAAAUGCGAUGAUAUACGGAGUAUAUUUGUG